GAAGUAUGAAUGGGUGGUGGGGGGCAGUGCGUGCCAGGCGCCUGAUGUGCCCAGGAGAUCGAAGCCUUUGAGAGAACAGCUAAGGAGCGGCUCGAAAGGGCUAAGAAGCAGGUCGAACUGGCUAAGAAGCAGCAAAGGCUUGCACAAGCUCAGUUGGAUAAGGCCGGGAGAGGAGGUGGUGGGGACGGAGAAGGAGGGGAAGGAGGGGAAGGAGGGGAAGGAGGCGAAGCAGUGAAAGCUGCAGGUAGAGCAGCAGCAGAGGCAAGGCUCGUCACAGCAGAGGCCGAAGCAGCAGCAGCAGCAGCAGCAUCAGCAGCAGCAGCAGCAGCAGCAGUGGAUUUAUCCGACCCCUGGCUGAAGUUUGACGCGUCGGCGUUCUGUGAGCGGGUGGGGCGAGGGCGGCGCAUGCUGUUCAUCGGCGACUCGAAGCAGUUCCAGAUGGUGGAGGCGUUUUUGAACCACAUGGCGUGGGGUUUAGAGAAGCCGGCACGGGACAUGGCGGUGCUACAGGAAUGGCCGAAGCCAUGUAUGGAUGCCUUGAAAGGGAGCACGGCCAAAAUUGGGCGCCACUUCUGCCAGUGGUACACAUUCAAUGCUUCGGUAUGCCCCGGCUUUCAGGUGGACUUCAUUCGCAACGAUCACUUAUCAAUAGUCUACUCGAAGGGGCCAAUUUUUGACCACAUACCGUGGGCUCAACCUGGUGUUGCCGAUAUCCCCUCUGCAGACGUCAUCGUUUUAAACAGAGGCCCCCACUGGACUCCUACUCCUCAAUUCAUUUCCGGCAUAGAAAACGCCCUACGGUUUAUUCGGUAUAAUUAUCCGGACAAGCUCAUUAUCUACAGGAACACUCCGCCAGGGCACAAAGAUUGCGAAGACUACAAUCGGCCAUUGUCAAAGCGGCAAGACCUGGAGAGUUUGCCAUUUAACUGGGGUGAUUUCCCCAAGCAAAAUCAGGCGGCUAAAGAGUUGGUGGAGCAGGUUGGGGGGGUGUAUUUGGAUGUGGAAGAGAUGGUGGGGUUGAGAGCGGACGGGCAUAACGGCUUCAUGCCAAACAGGAACAAGACAGACUGCCUGCACUACUGUUUCCCCGGCCCCAUAGACGUCUAUGCACAGUUCCUGUACAAUGCUCUUGUCCGGCUGCUACCACCACCCUCUCCCUCCCCCCCCCCCUUGCAGCCCCUGGGAGUCUUGACUGACUGACUCUGUCCUCUUGUUAACCACGGAGAGUACGGGUCGGUGGCAGUUGGUCGGGUACGGUAUACUAUGGUACUAUGCUCUGCAGUGGAGAGUCUGGCUGCGCUAUGAUACGAAAGGGGCCCCUCGUCGAUACUCCCCCCCCCCCCCCCCACUCUCCCCAAACCCAACGCCACAGGCAGGAAACGCUGACUGAUUCGCACCUGUGCAGGUACGGAGUGUGCGCGAUGUUUCUGAUUAGAACCAGUUUGAGUUAAGUGUAUUCAUAAAG
This is a messenger RNA of Closterium sp. NIES-67, 1465 nucleotides long. The record is from the annotation of a GenBank genome assembly. Lineage: Eukaryota; Viridiplantae; Streptophyta; Zygnematophyceae; Desmidiales; Closteriaceae.